AUGCCGACUACACCCGAGGAGAUUCUUGCAGACACUGUCCUCCACAACGUCAAAAGCAAUGUCUACCCCGAUUCUGACAAUAUUACAUCUGCCAAUAUAUCGCCUUCUGCCUUAAACACGUUAUUGGCUGGGCUAUCCCACGCACAGGAGAGUAUAAGAGAUGAAGUUAGAAUCCUAGGCCACGGCGCCGCUCCUGAUAUCGAUGGUUGGAUCAAACAAGCCAAGCAAUUACAAGCAGACAUCGAGCGUUCGAAGGCAACCGCCCGCGAUAUAGUGAAGGAGGCUGAGAUUGCCAAAGAUCUCCACAGUAGGGUCCAAGGCGCCGUAAGGAAGGUUGUCAUGUUAGAGAAUGAGUUGGUAUUUAACGAGUCGCUUGCCGGAACAAUAGAACAUGCAGUGAUCAUCACCGGCACGCUGCAAACGGCGAAAGAUGCCAUAGAUCAAAAUCAGAUUUCUGUCGCAUUGGAGAACGUACAAAAAGCAGAAAUGGGUUUGAGUCGUUUGCGUACAUUAGACAACACCAGAGCGUUUGGUAUUCUUCAGAAACAAGUCGAACAGCUCAAGUCACGCGUCAUUGAUAUCUUGAAUGAUUGCUGGAAAGAGCUCAUUGUAGUCGAUCCUUCGCAGAAAUUCAUGACUAUCAAGAAGGAGAUCAAACGACAGAGCAUCAUCACCAUUGAUGACGCUGUUAAGGCAAUGAUGUCCCUGGAUCUCUUAGACACCGCAAUCGAUCGAUUGUCGAAGGACCUAGACAAAAUCGUCUUUGCACCUCGGUUGUCUUAUGACGCGACACACCAGCCGUACACAAUCUCUAUACGUGACAACAACAUCAUUGUAUCGGAAAAGAAGCCAAAUCCUACCGUUUCAAACACUUUGGCAGACGUCAGUCUGAUUGUGGAAUAUCUGAACGCACGAUUUCCAACUACGAUCAGUCUUCCUCUAUCGGCCAAACUUCUACCGCUGAUCACAGCCCGCCUGGUAUCAGGCUGGCUAGAAAGCUCCAUACCAGUAUCCCUACAAGAUAUCCCUAUGUUCCAGGGUACGGUAGCGCAUCUUCAAGGCCUGAUUGAAAGGCUCCAAGCCUUAAACUGGGGUGGCGCGGACCAGCUGGCCGCAUGGGUGAAUGAGAUUCCAGCAUUAUGGCUAGCCAAACGAAAAGAGGUCGCAUUGGCCAGUAUCAGAAAGUUGUGUAAGAACGGUGUCACCAGCAAACGUGCUGUGGAGCGUGCGGAAACGCAGAUUAUAUCUGGUAUAGCCACGAAUACAUCUCCUGCUGCUCAGAAAGAUGAGGAUGACUGGGGUGCUGAAUGGGGUGAUUAUGAGGACAGAAAUGGCCAAAGCGAAUUUGAGCCCUCUUCUGCAGCUGAACAAAGCAACAAAGAUGAGGAUGCAAGUUCAUGGGACUGGCACAAGGACAACCGUAUGGAGGACAAGGAAGCGGUGCCUAAAUAUGAGACAGAAGCCGACGCAGAGGAUGACGAAGCUGAAGCUUGGGGCUGGGGUGAUGAUGACGCCGACGAAAAGUCGUGUGAUGCCUCUGCUGCCCCAACCAGCCCAGACAAGUCAAAGAGAGCCAUCGAAAUAAAAGGUCUUCAGCCAAGUGAUAUCCCGGAAGGACGAGAACUCACUCUCCGUGAAACAUACACCGUGACCGCCAUUCCAGACGCGAUUAUCGAUACGAUCGUUCACCUCGUCGCAGACGUUGAACAGCUCCACACACCCAGCUUCUCCGACUGUACCAUCGCGCCCGCCGCAAAGGCCCUUUACACGCUACCCUCCCUCAUACUCGCCAUGUAUCGCGCUGUUGCCGCGAGCUUCUAUUCCACCGAAGCAGGAAACAUGCUGAUCUAUAACGACUGCACUCGUCUCGCCGACCGUCUGCGUAUGUUUCUUUCGGAUCAGGCGACGAAGGACCGAACGUCCACUCUAUCACGUUCAGCACGUGCGUUCACCCAAUUAAAUUUGAAUAGCGAGAUCAAGGCAAUCGAAGGCUUUGGCAAACGUGCCUACGGUCGCGAAAUGAAGUCCCAGCGCACAAUAAUUUGUGACCUCCUUGACGGUGCUCAAGCCUUUAGUAAUUGCAGUGUGCAGCCAUAUAAGUCCGGAUGUGACAGUGCAGUCGCAAUCACCGUUGACCGCAUUCGAAAGAUCAAUAAGCAAUGGGUUGAGGUACUGUCACAUUCUGCGCGAUUACAGUCUCUUGGAUCUGUACUAUCUGCGGUGACGAGUAAGAUGAUAAUAGAUAUUGAAGACAUGAGCGACAUAUCUGAAGAAGAAUCACGAUGCUUACGACAUUAUUGUCAGGAGAUUGCAAAAGUAGGUGAUAUCUUCGGCCCAGAAAGCCCAAAGGCGGAGGCGCGAAAAGACCUGACUGGCAUAUAUACUCCGAAUUGGCUUAAGUUCCAGUACCUGUCUGAGAUCUUGGAUAGUUCGCUGGCAGACAUCAAAUUUCUAUGGUCUGAUGGAGAGCUCAAGUUCGAAUUUGAAGCCGAUGAGGUCAUCGAUCUGAUCAAAGCCCUUUUCUCUGAAAGCGAUCACAGGAGGCGAGCCGUAGCAGAGAUCAGGAAUAGUACAAAGUAG
Pseudovirgaria hyperparasitica is the source of this 2580-nucleotide messenger RNA. RefSeq lists its product as uncharacterized. The transcript is spliced from 3 exons. Lineage: Eukaryota; Fungi; Ascomycota; Dothideomycetes; Acrospermales; Acrospermaceae. Gene Ontology annotation, cellular component: RZZ complex. Gene Ontology annotation, biological process: mitotic spindle assembly checkpoint signaling; endoplasmic reticulum to Golgi vesicle-mediated transport. The coding region runs from base 1 to 2580 and encodes 859 amino acids. The record is from RefSeq and is a predicted model, not a curated record.